Molecule: messenger RNA, 1017 nt
Organism: Botrytis fragariae
Lineage: Eukaryota; Fungi; Ascomycota; Leotiomycetes; Helotiales; Sclerotiniaceae
Product: putative extracellular cellulase allergen asp f7- protein
Exons: 2
Coding region: 1-1017 (338 amino acids)
Source: RefSeq, a predicted model, not a curated record
AUGGUUUUCUCAAUCAAGAACUUGGCUACUGCCUCUACCUUCCUCUCCAUUGCUCAAGGAGCCGUGCUUGGAAAACGUGCUCUCUCGGGUCAAGCUACUACCUAUGGUGGUAAUACUCAAGGAGGAGCAUGUUCAUUCUCUACCUAUACCCUUCCAUCCAAUAUCUUUGGUACUGCGCUCUCUGAUUCCAACUGGGCUACUGCUUCGGAGUGUGGUCGUUGUGUUUCGGUUACCGGUCCUUCAGGUAACUCUAUUACUGCUAUGAUCACAGACGAGUGUCCCGGCUGCGGAACCAACCACUUGGAUCUCUACCCCACCGCUUUCACCUCCCUCGCUCCCCUCUCCGAAGGAAUCAUCGACAUAACCUGGGACUAUGUCGACUGUCCCAUCACCACCCCUCUCCAACUCCACCUCAAAGAAGGUGUCUCGGCCUACUGGUUCAGCAUGCAAGUCGUCAACGCCGCUGAAGGAGUUUCCAAGCUCGACGUUUCCACUGACGGCGGAUCCACCUGGCAAUCAACUACCCGCACCACCUACAACUUCUUCGAACACUCCGCUGGCUUCGGCUCUACCGUCAACGUCCGUGUUACCGGUUUGAGUGGAAAGACCGUCACCGUUAACAACAUCGCCGUCACUGCCGGAAGCGUCGUUACCGCAAGCGGAAACUUGGGAUCGGGAUCGGUAUCGGUAUCGAAGUCUGUUGUUUCAGAUGCCGCUGCUGCCAAUGAGGCGGUUGCAGAUGCUUCAACUACAAGCGCUACCUCCGCCGCAGUUGUUACACCUGUUUCUUCAUCUGUGGCCGAAGUUUCUACUACUGCUGCUGUCGUCGCACCAGUUUCUUCCCCUGCCUCUUCCAUCGCGGAAGUAUCCACCAGCGCCGCUGUCAUUGUCUCAUCUGCAACCGCAACACCAUCCACCACCAAGAAAGCCACUUCUACCGCAUUGGCUCACACAACCAAAGCUAGCGCAACCCAGAGUGUUGUGUGGGUUGACUCUGAUGAGUGCGAAACUGACUAG